AUGGCGCUGCCCAAGCGAAUCAUCAAGGAGACCGAGCGCCUGGUCAACGAGCCUGUGCAAGGCAUCAGCGCGACACCCCACGAUGACAACCUCCGGUACUUCGAUGUCACCAUCGACGGCCCCAGCCAGUCUCCUUAUGAAGGCAUCCUGAUAGGCGGCGUUUUCAAGCUUGAACUCUUCCUCCCAGACGACUACCCCAUGACCCCACCCAAGGUCCGCUUUCUCACCAAGAUCUACCACCCAAACAUCGACCGUCUGGGGCGCAUCUGCCUGGACGUCUUGAAGAGCAACUGGUCGCCCGCGCUCCAGAUCCGUACCAUCCUACUGUCUAUCCAGGCUCUCUUGGGCGCGCCCAACCCGGACGACCCCCUCGCGAACGACGUUGCGCAGGCAUGGAAGGAGAACCAGGCACAAGCUAUUCAGACAGCUCAGGAGUGGACACAGCAGUAUGCGAAGCCAUGA
Messenger RNA from Alternaria alternata, 462 nucleotides. RefSeq names its product ubiquitin-conjugating enzyme. The coding region runs from base 1 to 462 and encodes 153 amino acids. Gene Ontology annotation, molecular function: ubiquitin conjugating enzyme activity. The record is from RefSeq and is a predicted model, not a curated record. Lineage: Eukaryota; Fungi; Ascomycota; Dothideomycetes; Pleosporales; Pleosporaceae. Gene Ontology annotation, biological process: protein K63-linked ubiquitination; DNA damage tolerance. The transcript has 4 exons. Gene Ontology annotation, cellular component: nucleus.